AUGGUAUCGGCAACGUCUGCUCGAUGUCCAACAAAGUUACCAACAGAGCUAUUGGCAUCUUCAUUAGGUGAAACAUUAGGUGAAAUAUUAGAUGAAACAUUAGAUGAAACAUUAGAUGAAACAUUAAAUGAAACAUUUGAUGAAACAUUUGAUGAAACAUUAGAUGAAACAUUAGAUGAAACAUUAGAUGAAACAUUUGAUGAAACAUUAGAUGAAACAUUAGAUGAAACAUUAGAUCAAACAUUUGAUGAAACAUUUGAUGAAACAUUAGAUGAAACAUUAGAUGAAACAUUUGAUGAAACAUUUGAUGAAACAUUAGAUGAAACAUUUGAUGAAACAUUUGAUGAAACAUUAGAUGAAACAUUUGAUGAAACAUUUGAUGAAACAUUAGAUGAAACAUUAGAUGAAACAUUUGAUGAAACAUUUGAUGAAACAUUAGAUGAAACAUUAGAUGAAACAUUUGAAGAAACAUUAGAUGAAACAUUUGAUGAAACAUUUGAUGAAACAUUAGAUGAAACAUUAGAUGAAACAUUAGAUGAAACAUUUGAUGAAACAUUUGAUGAAACAUUAGAUGAAACAUUUGAUGAAACAUUUGAUGAAACAUUAAAUGAAACAUUUGAUGAAACAUUUGAUGAAACAUUUGAUGAAACAUUAGAUGAAACAUUAGAUGAAACAUUAGAUGAAACAUUAGAUGAAACAUUUGAUGAAACAUUUGAUGAAACAUUAGAUGAAAUUAGAAUGUAG
Messenger RNA from Biomphalaria glabrata, 744 nucleotides. RefSeq lists its product as uncharacterized. Lineage: Eukaryota; Metazoa; Mollusca; Gastropoda; Planorbidae. The coding region runs from base 1 to 744 and encodes 247 amino acids. The transcript has a single exon. The record is from RefSeq and is a predicted model, not a curated record.